UGUCAUUGACAGUUGAAUGAAAGUCCUAAUAACGUGAUUACAAGAUUGUGCUGUAUCACGCCAACUUUGUGUUUUAUUGAUAUUUCAGUAAAAAGGACAGAGAUUCUUCAGGAAAUGGGCAAUAAUGGAAGUUAAUAUUACUGAAAGGGUGGGAUUAAUAUGUGUAUAGAAGACUCAUUAUGUACGCACGUUGCUUGCUAUUUCUCGUAGGCUAGUACAGCAUCUCGAAACCAACAGGUAACCUAAAUGCAGCAUUUAAUUUUUUUAAAUCUACAAAUACAAUUUUACGUCGACUUUGUUGUGCGUUAUAAGUUUACUCAUAAUAUUUCAUCAUAGUAUUGAAACAUUUUUUUCACAUGGAAUUUCAUCAUUUUAACUAAAUGCGCACUAUUUGUUUGGUGUAGUAUUAUUACUGUGAUGAGGGAACAGCUGUGAACUAAAAGAUGGAGGAUGUGUGGACUGACGUUUACUGUGUAAUACAAAUAACGGAUGUAUUUAGUGUUUUUAAUUUAAGUGGGCGUAUUGUGGAAUAAAUAAAAAGUAUUUUUAACAAUGUGACAACAGUGAAGUGUUUUAUGAACAUGAGUACGUAUAAUUUGAACUAGCUAAUAUUUCGAUUAUUGAUCCCCAUGUUCCGUAACUUAACAUUACGAAUGAUAUGCUUGAAAAGUGAAAAAGAUUCAUCACCCAAAACUAGAGUGUAAUAGGAAAUUAAUAUUUCAUAUAAUGGAUUGUGUUGGUGAGUUUGAAUAUAGCAGCAAGGAUUUAAUUGGCCAUGGCGCCUUUGCUGUUGUCUUCAAAGGCAGACACAGGAAGAACCCAAAUUUUGUGGUUGCCAUUAAAAGCAUCACAAAGAAAAAUCUGGCCAAAUCGCAGAAUUUGCUGGGAAAGGAGAUUAAAAUAUUGAAGGAAUUGACAGAACUUCAUCAUGACAAUGUUGUGGCACUGCUUGACUGCAAGGAAACAUCACACAAUGUGUUUCUCGUUAUGGAGUACUGCAAUGGAGGUGAUUUGGCAGAUUACUUAGCAGUGAUGGGAACUCUGAGUGAGGACACAAUUCGACUUUUCCUCUGUCAGUUGGCAGGAGCAAUGAAGGCAUUAUAUGCCAAGGGCAUUGUCCACCGCGACUUAAAGCCACAGAAUAUUUUGCUGAGUCAUAGUGGUGGCAAAUCCUGUCCACACCCGCAAGAGAUUCGACUGAAAAUCGCCGACUUUGGCUUUGCAAGGUUCCUUCAAGAUGGAGUUAUGGCAGCUACGCUUUGUGGAUCGCCAAUGUACAUGGCACCAGAAGUGAUCAUGUCUCUACAGUAUGAUGCCAAAGCAGACCUCUGGAGCUUGGGUACCAUAGUGUUUCAGUGUCUGACUGGCAAGGCGCCAUUCCAUGCCCAGACACCACAAGCGCUCAAACAGUUCUAUGAGAAGAAUGCAAACCUUGCUCCAAAGAUCCCGUCAGGGACAUCUCCAGAAUUGGCUGAUCUUUUGUUUGGAUUACUGCGACGUAAUGCUUGUGACCGUAUACCGUUUGAUAGUUUCUUCAACCACCCAUUCCUACAACGCCGCCCAGUACCUACGCCACCUCGGUCACCGCCGUCUUGUCCCUUGCCAGGAGAACUUCCACCUUCUCCUGGCACGCUUUUUACCCCCGUUACAGCAGCAGCUGCGAUUACGGCAAGCCCAGUGCAACAGAGGGUUGAUCGAAGCUCCCCAGAUCCAGGGUCUCCACUUUCUGUUAGAGGGCAGGGAAGCAGUUCAAGUCCAGAAGAAACAGAUGACUUUGUUUUGGUUCCUUCUAACCUCCCUUCAGACCAGUCCAGUGACAGUAAUCCUACAGACAGGCAGGCUGUGGCGCACAGGCCUUGCUUGGCAGUUGCUAGCCCCCCAAGGCCCAGUUUCCUUCCUAUCUCAGAGCCAAUUCCAGUUCCAACACAGCGGUGUGUAUAUCAGCAGCUGCACCCCAAUGAUGGACUGCCCUCCCCAACGAAGAGCACAGUUCCCAGAUCUCAGCCAAUUAGUAUGAAGCGAGGUAGUGACCACACAAGGACAGCGCCACCGGAUCUCAGCUCGCUCUCCCCACCUUCAGUUCAGUUUAUGAUUGGAACACCACCAGGAGGAGGGCAGCGUCGACGAUCAGCAUCAGGAAGUUCGUGUGAAACUCCACCUCCUGUCACUACUUGGCAAGUUUCUCCGGUAUCUGGAGGGAAACUCACACCAACAAGUUCACCUCUCAGGCGGUCAGGUGCCAGCUCACCACUUCUGAGUGGCCCAUUAGCUGUGCUUCCUCCUAUUUUGGACUCACCAGUACGCAUGGCUGACAAUAACAAUCCACACCACUCACCUGUCAUGCCAUUUGGUACACGAGCUAUGACACUUCCUGAAAUUUCAGGUGGAUACCAGCGUCUUUUUAAUGAUGCUCCCGCUCCUCCAUUGGAUGGCCCCAUUACUUUUGUUGCACCAGAACUGCCUGAGGAAACACUUUUAGAGAGAGAACAUAAUGAGACUCUAGCCAAGCUGAACUUUGUGCUGGCACUGUCAGACUGCGUUGUUGAAUUGGCACAAGCAAGAGCGACGCCAUUAGCAGCACUGACUGAGAGCACGGCUGGAUGUCAGCAGACUGAAGGUGGUCGUCGUGCUGAGCGGUUAGUGUUGCUAGUACGGGCACUGCAGCUGCUUAGUUCAGGGCUCAACUUGGCAACUCAGCAAUUACGAACAGGCCAACUACAACCUUCGGCUUCCGUUAAGAGUGUUGUUAGUGUUCUAAAUGCCAAAUUCAGACAAUGUUUGAGUGAUUGCAAGCAGUUGAACACUCCUGGGCUAUUGCAAAGGGCUGGUGUGGACCCAGGAAGCACAAACAUUACUGCUGACAAGAUUCUCUACAACCAUGCAAUCCAAAUGUGUCAGUCGGCAGCUUUGGACGAGUUGUUUGGGAACCCAGAGGAAUGUUUUCAGCGUUACCAAACUGCACAGAUACUGCUGCACAGCCUGUCGCAGCAAGUGAAUUAUCAGCAGGACCGCACCCUGCUCAUAAAGUACAAAGAUGCAGUGGAGAAAAGGUUGUAUGUUCUACAGCAGCAAGGGUAUAUCUAUUCCACCUGACCUGAUCCCUUGUGGAUGUGUGUUACUACUAGUACUACUACUGCUACUGUUGUUACUACUACUACUGCUACUACUACUACUACUACUAAUAAUAAUAAUGAUAAUACUGCAAGGGUGUAUCUACUUGAUC
This is a messenger RNA of Zootermopsis nevadensis, 3223 nucleotides long. It is a transcript of the gene Atg1, whose product is annotated as serine/threonine-protein kinase unc-51-like protein Atg1. The record is from RefSeq and is a predicted model, not a curated record. Gene Ontology annotation, biological process: axon extension; autophagosome assembly; protein autophosphorylation. Gene Ontology annotation, molecular function: protein serine/threonine kinase activity; ATP binding. Gene Ontology annotation, cellular component: phagophore assembly site membrane; phagophore assembly site; autophagosome. Lineage: Eukaryota; Metazoa; Arthropoda; Insecta; Blattodea; Termopsidae.